AUGGCUCCUUUUGAAGUAUUAUAUGGUAGGAAAUGUAGAACUCCACUAUGUUGGGAUGAAGUUGGUGAAAGAAAGUUAUUGGAUCUUGAAUAUGUCCAGAUUACUGCUGAGAAAGUAAAGAUAAUUAAAGAAAAAUUUGGUAAACGAGGUAAAUUGAGUCCGAGGUAUAUUGGCCCAUAUGAGAUUGUUGAACGCAUCGGUCCAGUUGCGUAUCGAUUGGAUUUGCCAACAGAAUUGUCUAGAAUUCAUGAUGUAUUCCAUGUUUCUAUGCUUCGUAAGUAUAUUCUAGAUCCAUCUCAUGUUUUGGAAUCACAACUAGUAGAACUGAAGGAAAAUCUUACCUAUGCAGGAAAAUCAGUUCAGAUAUUGGAUAGGAAGGAACAUGUUUUGCGUAAUAAGACUAUUCCAUUGGUUAAAGUCUUGUGGAGGAAUCAUGCUAUAGAAGAAGCGACAUGGGAAAGUGAAGAACAGAUGCGUUCUCAAUAUCUCCAGAUUUUUCGUACUUAG
This is a messenger RNA of Olea europaea var. sylvestris, 507 nucleotides long. RefSeq lists its product as uncharacterized. NCBI's taxonomy places the organism in Eukaryota, Viridiplantae, Streptophyta, Magnoliopsida, Lamiales, Oleaceae. The record is from RefSeq and is a predicted model, not a curated record. The transcript has 2 exons. The coding region runs from base 1 to 507 and encodes 168 amino acids.